Rhizophagus irregularis DAOM 181602=DAOM 197198 is the source of this 1107-nucleotide messenger RNA. The record is from RefSeq and is a predicted model, not a curated record. Lineage: Eukaryota; Fungi; Glomeromycota; Glomeromycetes; Glomerales; Glomeraceae.
AUGAAAAUUGACUUUGAAAUAAUAAAAUUUUGGAUUUUUAAAAUUUCUCUUAUAGUACGUAUAGAUCCUUGUAUCAAUUCCAAAGAAACUAGUAUCGCUUCUAUUUCUUAUUUUGAAUGCAACAAAAUUAAUGAUAAAUUAAAAGAAAAUAAAUCAAAAGAAAAAUUUUUUAAUAUAAUACUUAAACAACUUUUAUUUGAUAAUGGUAUUAAAUUACCCUCAACAAUUCUUUUAAAACCACCUUCAUUUAAUUAUAUUAUUUAUUGUAAAUUUCUGAAAUCUAAACUUAUUAAAGAAAUUAUAGAAAUGGUAUCUGGUGAAAUAUUUAUAACUGGAAGUUAUGGAAAAUACAAAUAUUUAGAACAAGAGUUAUACAAAUUAUACAUUAGAGCCUCAACAUGUUUUUCUCAACUUCAUGGUUUGAGUAUUGAAAUUGAUAAAGUUGAUACUGAUUUGCUUUAUAAGAUGUCACAACUUUUUGAUGUACAAAGAAAGUUAAAAAGUGUAUCAUUCGAAUUUCAUAUUAAGAAAGGCCCUACUUGUAAAGAAUUAAGCGAAGCAUUAGCAAGGAAAGGAAAUACGAUUAAUAAACUUAAUUUACAAUCUGCAACUUUAGUUGAAAAAACAAGAGGAGAUAUUUCACAAGUCAAUAUUUAUACUGUUGCUGAAAAUACAGGAAUAUUUAUUAAAGCAAUAGCUAAUAAUUGUUCAAAUAUUGAACAAUUAUCAACAUAUCUUGUACCUGAAGAUUUCGAUUAUGUUAAAUCAUUGUUAUUGAAUUGUGAUAAUUUAUUAGAUAUAUUAACAAAAUUUUCACCAAAGUCUUUUUUAAUUGUAAUUAGUGCAGGUUGUAAAUAUUCUGUUGAUGCUUUUGAAAGAUUUUUUAAAAGUUGUAGGAAACGAAAAUUAUAUUUUUUUGGAAUCACUUAUAAUAGUGAUAAUUUUGAAAAUAUUACAUAUAAACAUAGUUCUGGAGCAAUACGAGUUCUCUUUACAGAUAUCAAAUUACCUGCAUUGCUAAAUAAUCUUUCAGAAGCCGUUGCCAAUUUUGAAAGAAUUGGAAAUUGUUUGGCAUGCAAAUCCUACCAAGUAAAAGGGUCUCAGUAA